AUGUCGGCAACCAAGAAGCGUGGUUACAUUCAAGGUCAAAUCACCAAGUUGAGGAACUCAUUGGAUGGCAUCACAGACAUUCAGCUGAAAAAUCCCGAAUUCCUCAUCGAACUCAGAGCAAAAUUGGACUACAUUGAAAAUCAAAGAUGCAACUACUUUGAGAUUCAUGAGACAAUUAUUAGUGAAUUGACUAAUGAUGACGCAAUUGCCAAGGAGGAAAAGACACUCAGUCAUUUUGUGGAUUCUUGUGACAAUCUUGAGAUUGAGAUUCGCAUGUUCAUCCGCAAAUGCAAGUCAAAUACAGAAGCUGGCGGUGCAGAUAGUGAGAUGAUCUCGUUGGUCGACAAGAUGAUCAGUAGGCACAGUCAAGAUAUGGCGAAAUUGAUGAAGGAUCAUGACAGACAGCUCAAUCAACUCACCAAAUCGGAAGUCAAGAGUAACAUCAAAUUGUCUCAGCUCUCGUUGAAACCAUUCAAUGGAGAAUAUACUGAGUGGCCAUCAUUUCACGCCUCCUUCAGUCAUUCUGUCCAUAACAACAAGGAGCUGCAUGACAUAGACAAGUAUCAAUAUCUCUUGAAUUCUUUGACUGGAGAGGCAAGAUCCGUCAUCAAGGAACUUCCCGUGUCAGAACAAAACUAUCAAGUCGCAUGGGAGUUGCUCGUCAAGCGAUUCAACAAGCCCAAGAGCAUCCUUAAGGAGCAUUUCACUCGCUUCUUUUCUCAGCCAGAGCUCAAGGCAGCGGAUGCGAGCAAGCUGCGAAAGCUUCAUAGCAUUUAUGAGGAAUCAAUUCGCGGAGCAGAACAGAUGGGGGCGACCAACAAGGACGCCUGGUUGAUCUUUUUCGCCACACAAACCUUGGAUCCUGACACAAAGGAGCUUUGGUCUCGUGAGAAGACAAAAGGAGAUCUUCCAACCUGGCAAGAGUUCAGCGACUUCCUCUCAGAUCGCUGUGAUGCACUGGAGAGCCUUUCCAAGCCAAAGGUCAAUUCCGGCAGUUCAUCCCAGCCAGCUCCUCAAAAGAAGCCUGUGACCCAAUCCACCACCAAACAGCAGAAGCAAUCAUCAUUCUGCAACACCAACAAUGACGUAUGCAAGAUCUGCAAGGCAGCUGUGCACCACGCAUGGAGAUGUGACAAGUUUUUGGCCAAAUCAGCAUCCCAGAGACUCAAGACACUUCUCCAACUUCAGAUGUGUACGAAUUGUCUCAGUCCACUUCAUACUAAUUGUGAGCGAGGUUCAUGUCGUGUUUGUCACCAACACCACAACACCAUGAUUCAUGAUGCCUUUGAUGAGAAGGUAUCCGCUCAAGAGCCACAGUCAGCUCCCAAACCAUCCACAUCAGUGGACAAGCCCAACCAUUCAGAGGCUCAAAAAGCGUCACAGUCAACGCAAAACAAAUCAUCCUUGGCUACUGUGGACACUCAGUCACUCAACGAGACAACAAGCAGCUCGGACAGCCAGUCGUUCAUGACAAGGAUCACAAAAAACACCCUGCUUCCAACUGUACAGGUUUUCGCAAGAGGACCGAAUGGGAAACUCCACAGAUGUCGUGCGUUGCUGGACUCAGGCAGCCAGGUCAACUUCGUCACAGCGAGAUUUGUGGACAAACUCAAACUUCCCAAAUGUCAGGGAGAAGCACGACAAAUCUCAGGCGUCAAUACAGCCUUCACAAAUGUCAAUCAGACAGCAGACAUCAACAUUUCAUCUACGGACGAACAAUUCCAAAUGACAGCCAAUUUCAUGAUCGUCCCCAAGGUCGUGGAUGAAAUGCCAACAGACUACAUCGAGCUCAAUUGGAAGAUCCCUGACCACAUCACAUUGGCAGACCCACAGUACAUGAUUCCGGGAAGAAUAGAUCUCCUUCUGGGUGCUGAAUUCGAUGCCCGAGCGAGGCGCUCAGGCAAUCUUCAAGACAAUUCUCCAGCCCUGUUGGAGACUGCCUUCGGCUGGGUAGUUCAGGGUGCCUGGGUUCAGCAUCAGGGGUCUCAGGAGCUCAACAACUUCCUUUGUCUCGCCACGUUCACAGACGAGAUGCAGCAAGUGGCAAAAUUCUUUGAGGUUGAGGAAGUUGGACAGUAUGAUUCAUCUCCAUUGUCCUCAGAGGAGCAAGAGUGUGAAGAUCACUUCGCACUGACAGUCAAAAGGAACUCUGAGGGGCGAUUCAUCGUGAGGUUUCCUCUUCGGGACAAUGUUACUGAACUAGGGAGCUCAAGAUUCAUCGCUGAACAGCGCUUCAAGCAAGUGGAGAAGAAACUCAAUCGCAAUCCAAUUCUGAAGCAACACUACAUGGAUUUCAUGCAGAUGUACCUGGACUUGGGGCAUAUGAGGCCAUUGCCGGAUGACUAUACGUCAUCCCAGCCAGAGUAUUACCUCCCACACCAUGCAGUGGUCAGGAUGUCAUCGUCAAGUACCCCUGUCCGUGUUGUCUUCGAUGCAAGCUGCAAAACAACCUCAGGACUUUCCCUCAACUCCGUUCUGAAAGUGGGUCCUCGCACUCAGCAGGAUUUAUUUGACAUCCUCAUUCGGUAUCGUCAAUACAACUUCACAAUCAAGGCCGAUAUCGAGAAAAUGUUCCGCCAAGUCAGGAUGCAUGAGGAAGAUCAAAAUCUGCAGAGGAUUCUACACAGAGAUGAUCCAACCAAACCACUUCAGACAUUCCUUCUCACCACCGUGACUUACGGGACAGCAAGUGCGCCAUAUCUCUCAACUCGUUGCAUGAAGCAAUUGGUGGCUGAAGACGGUGACAAUUAUCCUCAUGCCAAGGAAGUAGCCAAUCGAGAUUUUUAUGUCGAUGACCUUCUGACUGGCACUCAGACAAUUCAGGAAGCAGUCACUCUUCAGGAGGAAUUGGUAGCUCUAUUCAAGGGAGGAGGAUUUUCACUCAAAAAGUGGUCAUCGAACAGUCAGGAGAUUCUCGACAAAAUCCCACCUGAGGACAGAGAAACAAAGUCAGUCUUGGAAUUUGAUUCUGGCGGCAGCAUUUCUACACUUGGCCUUCAGUGCAAUCCACUCAGUGAUACACUGUCAUUUAAGAUUUCUCUCAAGGAAGGAGCGAUUGUUAAGCGCAGUGUACUUUCCAACAUGUCACGAGUUUUCGACCCAUUGGGACUUCUUUCUCCAGUCACAAUCACAGGAAAGAUCUUCAUCCAGAAGCUGUGGAAAGAGAAUCUCGACUGGGACACGGAACUCCCAGAGCAGCUCAGGGACGAAUGGAUUUCUUAUCAAGAGGAAAUUCUCAAACUGUCAGCUCUGAGUCUGCCAAGAAAAUUCACACCAUUUGAUGACGUCAAACAGUUGCAAUUGUAUGGUUUCUGCGAUGCAUCACAAGAUGCAUAUGCUGCAUGCAUCUACGCGAGGUCAAUUAACCUCAAUGGCGAAGUGAGCUGUCAGCUGAUAGCUGCCAAAACAAGAGUCGCUCCGACAAGUCCACUCACAAUUCCCAGACUUGAGCUUUGUGGUGCAAUUCUCCUCGUCAGACUUCUCAAGAAGGUGCAAAAGGCUCUCUCCAUGGAAAUUGGGGACAUCAGAGUCUUCUCAGACUCAACCAUAGUGCUUCACUGGAUCAGUGGAGAGGCCAGCCGCUGGAAAACAUUCGUUCGCAACAGAGUCAUCAAAAUCCAAUCAGAAAUUCCUGCCACAUCUUGGGGACAUGUCAGAUCAGAGGACAACCCAGCAGAUCUCGCUUCACGAGGAGUUCAGUCAGAUGUUCUGCUGCACAAUGACUUCUGGUUUCAUGGUCCACAGUGGAUUCUUCAUGACGUACCACCUCCUUUCAUCCAGAAGAUCGAACCAAGGGAUAUCCCAGCAGAAGAUCUUGAGGAGAUUAAGGUAUGUACCCAUUUCCAUGUCUCUAACCCUUUUUGGAAUAUCAUCGACAGAUACUCCUCCCUCACGAGGCUGGUGAGGGCAGUGGGAAUCCUCAGAAGGUUCACACAGUUCAUCACGAACAAGUACAAGGGACCCUGCCACGUCAAUCGUGGCCCUCUCACUGCUACAGAGCUGGAUUCAGCUCGAGAAACCAUCAUCAAGGCUGUCCAGGCUCAAUCAUUCGCAGAGGAGAUUCAGGAGAUAUCCCGAGGGAAGGAGAAAAAGGUCUCAAGAGACUCAUCUGUUCGCAAAUUGCAUCCCAUCCUAGACGACAGGGGAUUGAUACGUGUAGGGGGCAGGAUUGAGCGAGCAGAAACGACUUUUGACCACAAACAUCCAAUUCUCUUGCCAUACAAACACCACUUCACGGAUUUGGUAGCUCAGUAUUUCCAUACCACUACACUCCAUGGGGGCCCCAAGCUUCUUCUCAAUGCCAUGAGGAUGGAAUACUGGCCAAUCAACGGAAUGAGGGUGGCAAAGAGAAUCACCGGACGAUGCCUCAACUGCUUCAAGGUCAAGCCCCGAGGUGUAGAACAGCUGAUGGCCGAUUGUCAAACCAACAGAGUCCGUCAAUACCGCCCAUUCACACACACGGGAGUUGACUAUUGCGGUCCCUUUCUGCUGAAAUCUCUCACACGCAAAGGAGCGCCACCCAAGGUGUACAUAUCCGUGUUCAUCUGCCUCACCACAAGGGCCAUUCACCUGGAGGUAGCAGGAUCUCUCACUUUGGAAGCUUUUUUAGCAGCUCUCAGACGUUUCACAGCUAGACGUGGGAUUCCAUCUCACAUCUACUGUGACAAUGCCACAAACUUUGUGGGUGGAAGCCGAGAAUUGGAUCAGCUGAAGCAGCAAUUCACAUCAGAACAAGGACAAAACACACUCAUCAAUACCACAGCCGAGAUGGGGAUAAAAUUCCAUUUUAUUCCUCCAGCCAGCCCGACAUUUGGAGGGUCUUGGGAGUCGGGAGUGAAGCUGUUCAAAACACAUUUUCGCAGAGUGGCAGGAAAUGCUUCACUCACUCAAGAGCAAAUGAACACCUUAGUGACACAGAUCGAGGGUAUUCUAAACUCCAGGCCACUCACAGAUCUCUCCACUGACCCACGAGACUUCUCUCCACUCACUCCGGGACAUCUGCUGAUUCUUGGCCCACCAAAUGAGACACCACAAUUGAAUAUUCCAGAACCCAGUCUUCUUCACAUUCCCAACAAUCGUCUUGGACACUGGCAGAGGGUUCAACAGAUCGUGCAGCAUUUCUGGGCAAGAUGGCACAGAGAGUAUCUCCACUCACUCCAACCUCGUAACAAGUGGAUGAAAGACAAUCCUGCAGUAGAAGUGAACGAUCUGGUCCUCAUCAAACAAGACAAUUUGCCUCCUCUGAGAUGGCCAACUGGACGUGUGAUCAAGGUACAUCCGGGAGAUGACAAUUUGGUUAGGGUAGUUAGCCUCCAGACGCCUCUUGGGAUCACUCAACGCGCUCUGUCUAAGAUUUGCCCCCUACCAAAGGAAACAUCGAUGGAAAACUUGAAAUCUCUCAUCGUGAUUUCACCCAGCCAGGAUGUUAUCGCUCAUGCGACAACAGAGCCGCGAUGCGGGAAGUGA
This is a messenger RNA of Phlebotomus papatasi, 5466 nucleotides long. RefSeq lists its product as uncharacterized. The transcript has a single exon. Gene Ontology annotation, molecular function: nucleic acid binding. The record is from RefSeq and is a predicted model, not a curated record. Bases 1 to 5466 code for a protein of 1821 amino acids. NCBI's taxonomy places the organism in Eukaryota, Metazoa, Arthropoda, Insecta, Diptera, Psychodidae. Gene Ontology annotation, biological process: DNA integration.